Cuscuta campestris is the source of this 1051-nucleotide messenger RNA. NCBI's taxonomy places the organism in Eukaryota, Viridiplantae, Streptophyta, Magnoliopsida, Solanales, Convolvulaceae. The record is from the annotation of a GenBank genome assembly.
UAGUAAAGAGGAUAAAGGGCAAAAUGGGAAGAGGGAAAGUGGAACUGAAGAGGAUAGAGAACAAGAUAAACAGGCAGGUGACAUUUGCAAAGAGAAGGAAUGGGUUGUUGAAGAAGGCUUAUGAGCUUUCUAUUCUCUGUGAUGCUGAGGUUGCUUUGAUCAUCUUCUCCAACAGGGGAAAGCUCUAUGAAUUCUGCAGUAGCGCAAGCAUGGCUAAGACACUUGAAAGGUACCAUAGAUGCAACUAUGGGGCACUUGAUGCUAACCAAGCUGCAUCCAAGGAGUCACAGAAUUAUCAAGAGUAUCUGAAGCUAAAAGCUGGAGUUGAAGGGCUACAAGAAUCUCAAAGGCACUUGCUUGGAGAAGACUUGGUGCACCUAGGCAUUAAAGAUUUGGAGCAACUAGAAAAUCAGUUGGAUUCCUCAUUAAGGAGAAUUAGGUCAACAAGGACAAAACACAUGUAUGAUGAACUAUCUAACCUUCAGCAAAGGGAGAAAAGUCUUCUCGAAGUCAACAAAGCCUUAAAGCUAAAGUUGGGAGAAGGUGAAAAUGGUACAUUCACAUCAUCUUGGGAAGCAGAUAAUGUGCCAAACACACCACAGCACAGAAACUAUCAUUCUCAUCAGCCCCAAAGAUUCCUUCACCCUCUUCAACUAUGCAACACACCACAAAUUGGGUACGACCAGGAGGUAACGGAGCAACAAACGGAAAACGACGCCGUCGGAAACUCAACAUUAAAUGGAGCUGGGGUUAUUCCUGGAUGGAUGCUAUAAUUAAUCCUACGUGGACCGUCUUAUUAUUAUAAUUAUUCUAUAAUUAAGUAUAUUUAUAUAGUUUCAUCCAACAACAAAAAAAUAUAUAUUUACUAUUUAUAGAAUAUGUAUUGAGGAAAAUUGUAUGAUUAGUGCAGUGUUAAUUAGAAAUGCUGCAUGCAUGCAUAUUUCGCUUGUGGUAGCUCUGUACUUAAUUUUGAUGAAAAUUAUUAUAUGAUGAAUUAAGUGGUGAUUUGUGUAUAUAUUAAUAAAAUACUCAAUAAUUAUCAUAAUCCUUU